UGUUUCGAGUCCGAAAGCGGUGAGUUCAGCAGAAGCCUACAGCCGAUGCCGCUUCAUUGUAGGUUACCAGGGACUAAGAGGAGCGAUUCAAGUCUUUGGUGGAUGUAUUUAUCCUCCCUUUGUUGGGAAAGUGUAAAAGAAAACAGGAGGCUUUAUGUCUUUACUUGAGCUACCAGGCUCUUUUGCAGUUAUGUUCCCAGCGUUUUCUCUGCCCAUGAAAGCGGAGCGCAGUCGAAAUAAGGAGCGGCUGGAGGCCAGUCUGGCCGGUUUGUGUGAGUUAGAGCUGCUCAAACAGAGGCAAGAAUGCAGGGUGCUGAGCGCCCUCUGCCUCGGGGACGCUCCAAUUCCUGGGCGUCCGCCUUGGGGAGCCCUACGGUCGGCAUGUUGCGCCCUGGACGCACCAAACGGCAACGCGUCCAACGAAAAUGGCCUCGGACUCCCAAAUAACAGUGUCCGGUGUACUACCUGUGGUAUAAAAUCAUCUUUAGAACAGCAGGUGGCAGAGCUGAACGUGAACACUGAGGUCAAAGCAGCAGAAUCUUAUACUGAUCCAGAGGACAGGCAACUCAGUUCAGGAGAGGUCCUGGUAAACAAGCAAAAUGGAUCUACUGAAUCAAAUUACCACCCUGUGGUCCCACAUUCCCUCUCAGCCCCUGAGGGGACAGGGGAGACAGAGACAGAAGAAUCAUUUUUGGCAGACCCAACGAAACAGGCCAUGAUUACUGAUACAUUUGGGGAGAUGAAGGAUGUUGAUCCCAGUCAGGAAGAUUAUCAACAAACCCAAAAGGUAGAGACUUAUAUAUAUGGGUUGAUCCAACGCCGAGCUUUACCUACACGCCCUUCAAAGCCCCGCACCAGCCUUGCACAUGAUGCCCGAGCUGUCAAUGUGGUGAGGCAGAGUAGUUUAUGCUACAAGGAGGAGCAACAUUCACCAAAGCAGGUGUCUGUUCAAGUUAUCUCAACUCCAUCCCAGUGUUCCGAGGGAACUGCUCCACAGGUUUGCUAUGAAGUGGAUCAGGAACGUUAUCUAGGAAUAGAAUCUAAUGAAGAUGCAUCACACCCAUACCACCUCCAGCAAAGUGUAAAGCGUCAACCAGGGAUUUAUUACAAGGCGAGGCAGGCCUCCAUGGUUAACACCUCCCACUCAACUUCACCAGACUAUGUGUCUUGCAGUAUGCUGCAAGUCCAUCAAGACUCCAGCAACAGCGAGCCUGAUUCAGCCCAACAUUUCCACAACUACAAUUCCCCUCCAGCUCUGUCAAAGCCUCACCAUCCACCAUCUUCUGAUGAGCAGCUGGUCAACGCAGAGUAUAUUCCAGCCCAGCCCUGCCGAGCCUCCACCAGAGCUUAUGCCCAUCAUCACUCAAACCCCCACAAGGGCGCUGUGGUGCCCAAAACCAACCAAAGCAUGUUUUCUCCAGAAAGAGGUCAUCAUCACGAAGAACAGAAUCCAACAGCAUCUCAGAUUCAACCCUUAAAAUGCCGAGGGGGCCCAAAGAAGUGUCGUUUGAAUGAAGACAGAAGUGGUGCCAGCAGGAAGCCUGGGAAGAAGGCAUGCAGGUCUCAGUCAGAGAACAGCCUGCAAAGGGUCCCAGAGCGCAAGUACAAUACGGUAGAGAGGGACGGUGGAGGAAGUGGAAGCGGUGGAAGGGGAAGCCGCAGUAGUCAAUUCAGGAGCAAGAAACAACAGCAGGGAAGUGGUGGCUACCGGCGCUGGCAGUCCACCCUUGAGCUCAGCCAAGAUGAAGCUGACCAGCCACCCAUGCAGGCACCCAUGCAAGGCUCAUCAGCCUCAAACCAAAGGGAACAUUGUGCAAGGCGCACACGCAAAACUCAUUCUACACAUGCAUCAUGUACCUACCAACACCGCAGCCACAACCACCACUCCCACCCUCAUCAACACUUGGAGUCCCAUUUAGAGAGGGAUCAAGUGCCACUGUGUAAGCCUAGUGAGGACUACUCUCAUCCAGGCCAGGGUGAGUCUGAGUCGAGCAUGAGCGAGGCUGACUCUCCAGAUUCCAGCUCUUUGUCCAGUGACUCAGAUGAAAGUGGUGGUCUGGUUUGGCCCCAACAACUACUCCCUCAACUUUCCCUCCCAUCACCACCUGCCCCACCUGGAGCACCUCUGCAGCCCAAGGCUUUUGUCAAGAUUAAGGCCUCACAUGCCCUAAAGAAGAAGAUCCUGCGCUUCCGCACUGGUUCACUGAAAGUAAUGACCACUGUAUAAGUGAAAUACUGACAAAACAGAAGGAAUGUGAGCUGUAGAGCUUUGGACUAUGUAAAUGAUUGACCACAAAUUCUGAAUAUAAUAUAAAAUAGUGAAUAGCAACUAUAAAAAAUCAACUACUAUGAUUGAUGAGUAAACUGAUUAGAUGAUUUUAGAUCAGCCUUAACAAACAAUGAAGAAAGUAGCUAUCACCAUAUUAGCCUUUUUGUUCAAAAAUGAGAUGUAAAAUUGUAUAGGAAGUGGUAUAGUUUACUAAAAGUCUGAAGUCUACAAUAUGGAUGACUCAUGCUUGAGGUACUUUAAUUUGUCCAGAUUUGGCCCCAAAAUAUCCACAUACGUCCAUAUGCAUACACCCACUGAAAGACUACAUCAUAGUCCAUUAUGAUAUUGUCUUUGAGGUCACAGUGAACUCUAUUUCAUGAUAGGUUAGUCCUCAAACUCCUCAUGUCUUGUUUUCUUGUAUGGCUUGUUCAUAUGAGUGUUAUAAAGCAGAUUCUCCAAGCUUUAACUGAACAAAUCCCGUUUCAACCUGACAAAUGCCACCAGUUAAUGAGCAACUGUGUUUGUAAAACUUUAUCAUUAGCAUAUCCUACACCCCCACAUUGCUGAAGUUAUAGAUAUGUUUCAUUCACAAAAAUGUUACUCAAGAGUAAAAACAAGAAUGUCAUGCUACAGAGCUUAGACUUGUGCUGUCAGGAAUUAGCAACUGAAAACAUAACAAAUGUAGUAGUGUCAGUCACAUUGUUUGACUCAAAGAAAUUAUUAUUACAGUCUUCAACAACGUGUCAUCAGAGCAGGGCCAUACUAUGACUGAAAUCAAGAAAAUGUUAUGAUGCUGAAAAAUGUGUUGAAAAUUAAUGUCUAUUAUAUAAAAAAAAGUUUUUAAUUUUUUUUUUUUAAAGAGUCACAGUAAAUUGCAAUGAUGAUGAUAUGGUGAGAACAGUACACAUUUUGAAUUAAGUUUAUUUUAAUUAUUUGUUUUUAAUUCAGUUAAUUUUGGUAUCACACCUAAACUUUAAAUUUAAAAGGCAUUAUAAUUUUUGCGUUCAACAAGUGCAAGGCAGGUCUGGACCACUCAUAAAAUCUGUUCAUACCUAAAAGAAAGUAUGAGAACAUUCUCUAAAGUGCAACUUAAGGACAUGUCUCUUUGUACUUUUUCUCUGUCACUAAGGACAUUGUUAAUAGUUAGAUGAAUAUUUUAAUUUAAUUAUUUUAAUGCUUUAAUGCAGAUCAUUAAAAAGUCUAAUGCAUGUUUAAAAAGUUUUUCUUCCUUCAUUUAAAAGUAGGAUUUCUCCCAGUUGCCUGUACUGUUUUCUCUCCUAUUCAUCUAUUCUCUAUUUUCUCUCUAUUGAUCUCUCAACCAACAGUUACACAUGUACAAACUGGAAACUUACUGUUGAAAAUACAAUGAUAUAUACAAUGCUAAGACACACCGCAGUUCCCUUAUAUUUGGCUGAAAUUAUCCAUACCUGUUACAGUGGGAUUGUUAAGUGGGACUGAUAUUAAACAGGAGGCUAACUUAAGACAAAUAACCAAGGGUUAAUGUUUCUUGCAUGUUUCUCUUCAUAAACAUACAGCUAUUAAAUAUAUUAUGUGUAGAAAUAAAGGUCAGACUGGGAGAAUGUGACUACAGUAGAUAAAAUGAGUAGUUGUGAUGGAGUGGAUUGUUACUACAGUACAAAGUGCCUUAAUACAUGGAUGAUAUAGUGACACAUCUCACUGGAGAAAGAACCGGCUGUCAACCAAAAUUAAGUCAAAUGUUUUGUCAUUUCACUGUAGCAGAAAACACAAACGAAGAAGAUACCACAGCAGAAAGAUGUAAACAACUUUAGAAAGAGCAACUAAUUAUUCUUGAAGGAUGGAUAUAAAAUGUUUAGUAGCAAGUUAGUUUCUACUAUUUUAAUGUCAAUAACGGCACCUGCAGACUAAUAAAAAUUGCGUGCCCAAAGAAUGUAUUUAACGUUUCAAUGUCACUUUGAGUAUUUGACAGUGCUGUUAUCAUUUAACAUGCACCAGCCCACUCACUGUUAUCUUCUUUUUGUAUGAAAUUUGUUUGACAGAAAAAAACAAAUAAAUAAAAUAAAUAAAUACAAAAUAAAAA
This is a messenger RNA of Seriola aureovittata, 4328 nucleotides long. It is a transcript of the gene dact3a, whose product is annotated as dishevelled-binding antagonist of beta-catenin 3a. Gene Ontology annotation, biological process: negative regulation of canonical Wnt signaling pathway. Gene Ontology annotation, cellular component: cytoplasm. The record is from RefSeq and is a predicted model, not a curated record. The transcript is spliced from 3 exons. Bases 155 to 2227 code for a protein of 690 amino acids. Lineage: Eukaryota; Metazoa; Chordata; Actinopteri; Carangiformes; Carangidae.